Drosophila kikkawai is the source of this 515-nucleotide messenger RNA. The record is from RefSeq and is a predicted model, not a curated record. NCBI's taxonomy places the organism in Eukaryota, Metazoa, Arthropoda, Insecta, Diptera, Drosophilidae.
AAUCCUAAAGAUGUGCCUUUUCAUUGUGGUUCUUAUCCUUUUCGGGAGUUUCUCCAGCAGCCUUUCUGCCAAAAAAUGCCGCUUCGAUAAGAUUUAUAAUGAGGUCAAUCGAUUCUGCAAGAAGUCUGAAUUUCCCGGUUGCAAAACCGAGUUAACCAAUUUGAACACUUUUCUAACGUUCUUCUUCGAUAACACGAAAACUUUCUGUAAUUUACGUCGUAUAAAGGAAUAUUGCAAGCCGUGCUCCAUAAAUGCAACAUCAAACGGAAAUGGAACUACUACUACCGGAAAUGGAACUACUACUACCGGAAAUGGAACUAUUACUACCGGAAAUUGAGCUUUUAAAUGGAGCCCUAAGAAAAGCAAGCAAAGCCCCAAGAUAUAUUCAUGAAGUAUAUAUAAAGUAAUCUUUUUUCUUUCUUUCUUAUAAUGUCAAACCUUUAUCGAAUUUUUAUUUUUAAUAAUUUUUAAACUUCAAUAAAGGCAACUUAAUUGGUAUUUUUAUUACAGGGCAA